AUGUUAACGGCACACAAAAUCACCGUUCUUAUAAAUAUAUUUUUUAUAUUUAGUAACUAUAAUAAUAUUAAAGCACAUUUAGUAUCUUAUCCUUCAUUAACAUCAUUAUAUGGAACAUCUUUAAAAUAUUUUUCUGUGGGUAUCUUAUUUACAUUCAAUCCUAUUAUUUUUAUAAUAUUUGUAUAUUCUAUUAGAGAAAGUUUUUAUUCUAUAUUUUCAUCAUUAGUAUCAGGAAUGUUAUCUAUAAUUAUAUCUGAAGCAAUAUUAUUUAUUACAUAUUUUUGGGGUAUUUUACAUUUUAGUUUAUCUCCAUAUCCAUUAUAUAAUGAAGGAAUUAUUUUAACAUCAUCAAGAAUGUUAAUUCUAACUAUUACAUUUAUUUUAGCAAGUGCAUCAUGUAUGACAGCAUGUUUACAAUUUCUAAUAGAAAAAGGAAUGAGUUUAGAAAUUUCUAGUAUUGUAUUUAUAAUAUACUUACUUGGAGAAUGUUUUGCAUCACUUCAAACAACUGAAUACUUACAUUUAGGAUAUUGUAUAAAUGAUGCUAUAUCUGGUACAUUAUUUUAUUGUGUUACAGGUUUACAUUUUUCACAUGUUAUAGUUGGUUUAUUAUUAUUAUUAAUAUAUUUUAUAAGAAUAGUUGAAAUGUAUGAUACUAAUAGUGAAUGGUCAUAUUCAUUAUAUGGUAUAUCUUAUAUUGUAUUACCUCAUACUGAUCAAAUUACAAUAUUAUACUGGCAUUUUGUUGAAAUUGUAUGGUUAUUUAUAGAGUUCUUUUUCUAUUCAGAAUAA
This is a messenger RNA of Plasmodium vivax (malaria parasite P. vivax), 792 nucleotides long. NCBI's taxonomy places the organism in Eukaryota, Apicomplexa, Aconoidasida, Haemosporida, Plasmodiidae. The record is from the annotation of a RefSeq genome assembly.